Paraglomus occultum is the source of this 1110-nucleotide messenger RNA. The record is from the annotation of a GenBank genome assembly. NCBI's taxonomy places the organism in Eukaryota, Fungi, Glomeromycota, Glomeromycetes, Paraglomerales, Paraglomeraceae.
AUGUCCAAGACACUUUCAAGAACGCCACCGCCAAUUGACCACAUAGACUACCGAUACCCAUUGUAUAUCGGUGAAUGGACCAAGUCGCUUCCGACCGUCGAAAGUCAGUUUGCUACAGACAACCUCGACGAACCCCACCUCAAACGUCGGUUAACGAUACUCAAACACUAUCCCGAAAUCGAAAAACUUUACGGAUAUGAUUCGUGCACGGUAUUGAUUGCACUCUUUGCCGUAUUUGUUCAACUGUGUGCAGCUUUUGUGUUUGGCCGCGUUCUCGUCGAUUGGCAUUGGACAAUGUGCGUAUGUGCUUAUGUGGUUGGAGGUUCGGCGUCGCAGUUACUCGGAAACAUAAUCCACGAGGCAGCUCAUGGACUGACCGCCAGAACCAUGUUUCAGAAUCGGAUUGUUGGGUUGAUAGCUAAUAUUGGUAUACCAGUUCCUCUUGCAAUGUCGUUUCGUCGAUAUCAUCUUGAGCAUCAUGUGAAUCUGGGUAUAGUGGGAAUAGAUCCAGAUCUGCCAAUGAAGUGGGAGGCCGAGUUCAUUGGCGGUAAUGCGAUAAUGAAGUUUUUAUGGUUGAAUAUAUAUCCCAUAUUGUAUGUUGCACGUGGUAUCGCUAUACAAAAGUAUCCACCACAAAUGUGGGAGUAUUUGAACGUAGUGUUUACUAGUGUGGUCGAUUUGUCGAUAUAUGUCGCAUUUGGAAUGCGAGGAUUUGGCUAUUUGUGUUUAUCUGCAUGGUUUGGAUAUGGGUUACAUCCGGCUGCUGCACGUUUGAUACAAGAACAUUAUACCUUUGAUGAUGGGCAAGAGACGUAUUCGUAUUACGGAAUUCUUAAUUACUUCUUUAUGAAUAGCGGAUAUCAUAAUGAACACCAUGACUUUACAAAGAUCCCGUGGUCACGCCUUCCGGAAGUGCGCAAAAUAGCAAACGAAUAUUAUGAAAAUCUCGCCUAUCAUACUUCAUGGUUCAUGGUGCAUUGGAACUUUAUCACGCAAACAGAAAUUGGACCGCAAAGCCGCGUUAAAAGAACAACCAUCAGUCAAAAACGGGGACGAAAACUCUUGGGCUUGUUGAAGGAGGCAUUAAAUAAAGAGCUAAAAAAGGAAUGA